This is a messenger RNA of Botrytis porri, 2635 nucleotides long. RefSeq lists its product as uncharacterized. The record is from RefSeq and is a predicted model, not a curated record. Gene Ontology annotation, molecular function: oxidoreductase activity, acting on paired donors, with incorporation or reduction of molecular oxygen; heme binding; monooxygenase activity. The transcript is spliced from 3 exons. The coding region runs from base 357 to 2072 and encodes 571 amino acids. Lineage: Eukaryota; Fungi; Ascomycota; Leotiomycetes; Helotiales; Sclerotiniaceae.
CUGGAAUUCUUUGAAAUCAAUUACAAUUACAAUUACAUUUAUUAUUUUUCUUUAUCAUUUUGAGUUGGUACCCGAGACUAUAUAUCUAUAGAAGUGGUUUCAUCUUUUUCCUUCUACGCCUACAUGAAAUCACCACAACUUUUGAAACUUGCGACGAAGCAGGUGUACUAGGUGCUUUUAGAUUCCAUCAACCUCUAUUACCUGUGCAAGAAAUCCUCCGUGGCAAAUCAUCAUACUUGUACAUUCAUUUUGAAGCCACUUUCUUACUUCCAUUGAAACCUCAGCUUGCGAAGGAAAUUGACCUGCGGAGGUGGCACAAUUAUAGAGCCGACCCCGCUAUAUAAAUUUUCGCCUCCAUGUCUUCCAUUCCCUUCAAGAGACUGGUAGUCUUACCUACAACCCUUUCUUACGCACUUGUUUCUUACAAACCAGAUACACUAUUAUCCUCCCAGCCGAGCUACUGGGGAACAUUUGUACAACUAUACUUGUUACAGUUCAUAGGCUUUGCCAUCUGGAGAGUGAUCUUGUAUCCUUACUAUUUUUCACCCCUGAGACAUUUACCCUCUCCAAAAGGAGGUAGUUGGUGGAAUGGCCAAUGGAAGAGGAUCUCUGGAGAGCCAACUGGUCAGCCGAUGCUUGACUGGAUACAAGAUAUCCCAAAUGACGGCAUCAUAAGAUAUUUAGGGAUGUUGAAUUCGGAGAGAGUCAUGGUCACCAAUGCCAAAGCACUCGGUGAAGUUCUUACCAUCAAAAAUUACGACUUUGUUAAACCUUCUACCCUUCGUGUCGGAAUUGGACGUCUCCUUGGAAUUGGUGUUCUUUUGGCAGAGGGAGAUGAGCACAAAAUACAGAGAAAAAAUCUAAUGCCCGCGUUUGCAUUCCGACAUGUUAAGAAUUUAUAUUCCGUCUUCUGGGAUAAAUCCUGUGAAGGGUUGGAAGCCAUGACCAAAGAAGUCAAGGCGAAAGAACGUGGCGAUAUCCCCAAUGACGUAGCCGAAGACAAAGAUGGAAAUGAUGGAAGUGUUGCUCAGCCAGAGAAGGGCGCAGCGAUUGUGGAAGCUAUGCAAUGGGCGAGUAGAAUAACACUGGACAUAAUCGGAGCAGCUGGCUUGGGCAAAGGCUUCGGAGCAAUUCAGGACCCCGACACACUACUAAAUCGAACAUAUAGGACUGUGUUUAAACCAACACGCUCUGCACAAAUUCUUGGAAUUCUCCAACUUUUCUUACCAGGAUGGUUCGUCAAAAGAAUACCUAUCAAGAGAAAUGGGGAGAUCGAGGAAGCUGCAGAAACCAUCAGAUCCGUUUGUAGGGAUCUCAUCCAUGAGAAGAAAACGAAGCUAGAAAAGAAGGAGUUGACCGAUGUGGAUAUCUUGAGUGUGGCGUUGGAGAGCGGAGGCUUUCCCGAUGAGAAUCUCAUCGAUCAACUUAUGACUUUCCUAGCAGCUGGCCACGAGACGACUGCAAGUUCCAUGGCUUGGGCCAUCUAUCUACUCUGCGCCUACCCAGAAGUUCAAUCUCGUCUCCGAGAGGAAGUCCGUGCAAAACUUCCCAGUCCAGACUCAGACGCCAGUGUUACAAGUCAAGAUAUCGAUUACAUGCCAUAUCUAAACGCUGUCUGUAACGAAAUUCUCCGCUACUUUCCACCUGUUCCUCUCACCCUCCGUGAAGCCGCCGUUGAUACGACGAUCUCUGGUCAGCACAUACCGAAGGGAACACGUGUGAUGCUGAUUCCAUGGGCCAUCAAUAAGGACGAGAAGAUGUGGGGAUCCUCUGCUCGAAAUUUCGAUCCUGAUCGAUGGAUGGCUGACAAUGGCGAGUCGCAUAAUACGGUCGGAGGUAGCUCGAGUAAUUAUGCAUUCCUUACUUUUUUGCAUGGACCAAGAAGUUGUAUUGGCCAACAGUUUGCGAAGGCGGAGUUUGCAAUAUUGUUGGCGACAUGGAUCGGAAGGUUUGAGUUUGAGUUGAAAGAUAAGAGGAUGAUGGAUGAGAAGAAUCUGUAUAUUAAAGGGGGAGUGACUGCGAAGCCUUCGAAGGGUUUGUAUGUGAAGAUGAAGGUUGUUGAGGGGUGGUAGAGGAGGGAAAUCCGAAUUUCUGCUACUAUUACGAUGAGUUUAAAUAGAUAGAGUUGCUAAGCAACAGAUGAUGAUCAUGUAUACUUUAUUAUGGCGUUGUUGAGGGUUUGUAGGUUACUUUCCCUAAGGCUUAAGCUUUCUCGAUCUCUCGGCGUCUCGAUAUUCAUUCACAGCUUGUUAGAUGGGAUGUCAGUUCAAUGUUUUCUUGAAUUCUAGAUGGUUUGCCCUGGUGUAUACUCUUGAAUCAUCUAGACGGUAUUCAAUCAUCAGAAGUUUGAGGGUCCAGUCUUGCCAUAUAUUGUGGUCUUCUAGGAUGUUCGACUUAUAGAAGAUAUUUGAACCAUUCAGAGCCUCUCAAUCCAAUCUGUCUAUUUGCACAACUUAUCUUCAUGGCUUCAUCGUCUUUCAAAUAUCGCAUCUUGGGUGUGUUCAUUCGGAUUAUUAGAUAUACUGAUGGAUUGAGUUUUGAGAACUCCUUGGUAAAACCAUAUGGUAUGGUAUGGUAUGUAAGCGAAGAUAUUGAACCUCUGUACCGGUACUGUAUUUCGGUAGCAAAAUUACUC